AUGGCUUCGUUUUGGGAUCUGGUACGGGAAUGGGCAAGGCCCCUCCAUAUUCCUAAUAUUUUGCAGAGUUCCACCAACGGCGUGCGCAGCGCUCUUGUUCCUGUCUUUGCACGUCGUCUGGGAUUGACAGACAGCCAGGUGGGCUUUAUCAUUGGCUCUGCAGGUAUUGUUAAGGUUCUCCUUGAUGUCGCCUUUGGAUUUGCCGCCUCUCUUCAUGGAACUCGCGUCAUUAUGAUUGCCGGCAUGUUGCUAAACGUUCUGGGUAGCAUUGUGGCGAUGUUUGCAUUUUAUUCUGCGCUUCUUACUGCGUCCAUGCUUUGGGGUGCGGGUGUAGGCUGCUUCUUUGUGGCUCGGCAGUUCUUUGUUGCGAGGGCAGUGCCCCGCUCCAUUCGUGGUCGUCUUAUGUCUUUGGUUGGUGGUUUUACACGUUGGUGCGUCGUCCUGGGGCCAGCCAUUGCCGGGUUGAUGAUAGAUUUUGUAAGUGUUCGGUUAGCCGCAUUCUCUAUAGCGCCAAUAAGCCUUACUUGCGCCUACAUCGUGGCCACGAACGAGAAGAUACGUGCUGUGGAUGAGGAGAUUAGUGAAGGAAGAGAGGAUCAUAAUAUUUCCAAGGAGUUGAGUCUCAUGGUGGUGGCGUUACAAAAGUACUGGGAUAUUAUUAUACGCAUCGGUGUCUAUUCGUUUAACCUCGUUUGUCUGCGGCAGGGUCGGAGUAUGUUGCUGGCACUUGCAGCAAUUAAUAUGGGGCUUUCGGCAUCUAUGGUGGGCCUGGUUUUAGGAUCCUCCUAUGUCGUAGAUGCCACUUUGUUUUUCCUGGGGGGGUAUAUCGUGGAUAAGUUUGGUGAAAUCUACACGACAAUUCCUACCUCAGUGAAUCUGGGUGUCGCAUUCUUGGUACUUGCUCAUGCUAAUACUCUUGCUACAUUGUUGCUGAGUGCUGUCUUGUUUGGGGUUGCAGACUCUACCGGAUGUGGAAUUUUGAUGAUACUCACCGCCGAACACUCUCCUCCCAGCGGUGGCGCCUCCUUCAUGGGGCUGAUGGGAACGGUGCAGGACUUGGGGCAGGUGGUCGGGCCUAUGGUUUCUGGCCUAAUUAUGGAGUACUUUGGUUUUGCCAGUGUGUGUUACGUCCUGGGCGGUGUUGGGGCGCUCAAUGCCCUCUGGGCAUACUUCAUGAUCCCUGCGAAAUCAUGUACUCGCGUGGAGGAGGAGGAGGCAGCAUCAAAGAUAAUAGACCCCGUUGCCCCCGCCGGCGAUGCGACAAUGGUGGUUGUGGAGGCAGAAGAAAGAGAGGCGGUUCCAGAUGCCGAGGAUGAGGGUGCCAUACAUUUGUUAGUAGAUGAAGAACUAGAGGUGAGUGACGCCGAGGCUGGGAACGAGGUGAAGAAGAUUGAGGUGCAGGAGAAAGGAUGA
Molecule: messenger RNA, 1413 nt
Organism: Trypanosoma rangeli
Lineage: Eukaryota; Euglenozoa; Kinetoplastea; Trypanosomatida; Trypanosomatidae
Product: transporter
Exons: 1
Coding region: 1-1413 (470 amino acids)
Biological process (GO): transmembrane transport
Molecular function (GO): transmembrane transporter activity
Source: RefSeq, a predicted model, not a curated record